Messenger RNA from Dictyostelium discoideum AX4, 9054 nucleotides. RefSeq lists its product as hypothetical. Gene Ontology annotation, molecular function: metal ion binding; ligase activity. The coding region runs from base 1 to 9054 and encodes 3017 amino acids. The record is from RefSeq and is a predicted model, not a curated record. The transcript has a single exon. NCBI's taxonomy places the organism in Eukaryota, Evosea, Eumycetozoa, Dictyosteliales, Dictyosteliaceae.
AUGAACAAUAAAAACACCCAUAAUAAUUUAGAUAAUAGUUCAGAUAAUAAUAAUAUUAAUAAUAAUACUAAUAAUAAUAAUAAUAAUAAUGCAAACAAUAAAAUAAAUUAUAAAAAUAAAGAUAAUAAAAAGGUGGGAUUAGGCAAAAUCCACUCCCACUUAAAUAUAAAUAUAUCACCAGAGUUAUCAAAGCUCAUAGUAUCAACUGAAGAAAGGAAAUCACCACUUCAACAACAACAACAACAGUUAUUUGAUAAAAAUGAUGAUAAUAGUAAUUUAGAAAUAUCUUCAUCAACUUCAUCAACUCCUUCAAUUACACCAAAUCAAAAACAACAACAACAACAAUCGACCUCUAAUACAACUACCACCACUACUACAACUACAUCAACAUCAUCUUCUUCGAAUUAUGGUUAUGGUUAUAACAGUAAUGAUGAUGAUGAUGAUAAUAAUAAUAGUAAUAAUAAUAGCAACAGUAAUAACGAAAAUACUAGAUAUGAUAAUAAUAAUAGUUUAAGAUCAUCAUUAGUAACAUCAUCAACAUCUACAUUCACAUCAGCUUCUUCAUCGUCAUAUUAUUACUCUGGAUCUGAAACUGGUUAUUAUAAUCCUCAAAAUUUAUAUCUAGAACAUGUUUUGAAUGAUUUUAAUCAACAUCAUCAACAACAACAACAACAACAACAUAAUAGUAGUAUUAAUACAACAUCAGCAACAAUUAAUAGUAAUAAUAUAAAUAAACACAAUUUUACCUUACAUAUAAAUAAUAAUAGUAAUAAUAAUAGUAAUAAUAAUAAUAAUAAUAAUAUUAAUAUUAAUAAUAUUAAUAAUAAUAUUAAUAUUAAUAAACAAAAUAAUCAAAUACCAUUUAAAAAUGAUAUAGUUGAUUUUAAUAAUAGUGAACAAUUUGGAUGUCCAAUUGAUUGGAACGGAUAUUUUCAAAAAUUAUUAUUAUUACCAGAAGAGGAUUUAGAUGAAAAAUAUGAAAAGUAUAAAUCAUUAUCAGCAUUAAGUAAAGAUUUCAUUCAUACAGCCAUCACCUAUGGUAAAAUAAUCAUUGAAGAAGCAUUUAUAGAUAAUAAAUUUAAAACCAUUAGACCGGUCAAAAUCGGUGGAAAGGCGGGUGGUGAGAAAUAUGCAUACAAUGGUGUACUAUUUAAGUUUGCUCAAGAUUGGGUGAAAAUCUAUUCAUCAGAUGAAUUCUCAAUGAAAUCAGCAAAUCAUGAAUUAAAGAGUGUUAUGCGUUAUUUUGGUUGUGAUGGUUUACAUGUACCUUUGAUGGCAUUAUUAGAUUAUCGUGGUUUUCGGUUAGUAGCAAUCUCAUUCUUACCAAUCUCAAGAAAGAAUGAAACCAUCGUUUAUGGUUCCUAUAAUGCUGGUCAAACCGUUUAUGCUUCGAAUGAAGAUUUUAAUCAUAAAAUGAAAUUAGCUGCUAAAAAAUUAAAUAUCAAAGGUCAUGAAGCUGGCAUUGAUGAUUCAAAAUUUCUUUAUGGCCCUGCUGAUAUUGAAGGUCAUAUAGGUUUAGAUGGUUUAUUUUAUGUUUUAGAUUUUGCAAGAGUUUAUCCACCAACAAUUGAUUCAAUUUUAAAAACAACAAAUAAUAAUAAUAAUAAUAAUAAUAAUAAUAAUAAUAAUAAUAAUAAUAAUAAUAAUAAUAAUAAUAAUAAUAAUAAUAAUAAUAAUAAUAAUAAUAAUAAUAAUAAUAAUAAUAAUAAUAAUAAUAAUAAUAGUAAUAAUAAUAAUAAUAAUUUAAAUAAUAGUAGUAAUAAUAAUAAAGUUAAUUUAAAAAGUGGAAUAUCAAAUUGUAAACCAAAUGGUGAAGCAUAUCUUUAUAAAUUAUUUAGACCAGAAUUUGUACAAAAUUAUCAUAUACCAUUAAGUAGUGAUGCAUUUUCACCAUUCUCUGUAAAAGAUUCAAAAUCAAUGCAAGAGAAUAAUGAUGAAGUUAGAGAGGCAUCAAAUUAUUUAUUUUAUACUUUAAUUCCUAAAAUUUCGAAAUGGAUUGAUAGUAAUGCUUCAAAUAUUGAUUGGCAUUCAAGAUUAACUGAAAUUAUUCAUAGAGAAGGUAUAAAUGUGCGUUAUCUUGGUUUAAUACGUCAAAAUAUUUUAAAAUAUCAAGAAUGUAAUAGUAAUAAUAAUAUAAAUUAUAGCAACAAUACAAUUAAUUUAAGUAAUAAUAGUAGCAGUAGUAGUUUUAAUUUAUAUAAUAGUAAUAGUAAUAGUAAUAACAAUAAUAAUAAUAAUAAUAAUUUAAAUAGUAAUAAUAAUGAUUAUAAUAAAUUAUCAAAUAUUUUAUUAUCAGAAAUUAUAGCAAGAGUACUUAAAAAUAUUUUACGUGAUGAAUUACGUGAAAAAAUGAAAACACUUCAUUCUUUAGAAGCUAAUCCAUAUAUUCAAGUUGUUAUAAAUUUUUUUAAUAUAAUUUUAGGUGAUCCAAUUGAAAGUCAUAAAUUAUUAUGGACAAAUAUUAAAAAAGAAAUUGAAAAUAGAUUUGAAAAUACAUUAACAGAAUUUGAAAAAGAUAGUAAAUAUCAAUUAAUUGAAUCAAUUAAUUUGUAUCAUGUAAUAUUUAGAAUUCAACAAAUGACAGGCAUAAAAUUGGGUGAAGCAUCAAUGAUUGAAUUUAAAAAGGAUCCAAGAUCAUUUAGAGUGGUUUUAUCGGAUAUAAUUAGUAUGGAUGUUAGAGUUAAACAUAUGAAUAUCAUUAGUUUGGCAGAAGGUAAUGCCCUAUCAUUGCAAUGCAUGAAAUUGGGUGGUAAAGAACCACCAGUUGGCUCUGAAAGAUUGUUUAAAUUGGCAAGUAAUAAAUUUGAAGAAGCAAUUAGGUCAACACCAGAUAAUAAAGAUAUACUAAAUGAAUAUGCAACAGUGUUGAAACAAUUAUCAAUGUCUGUUGGUAGAAAUAAUUGUUUAAUGUAUUUAGAGAAAUCUUAUUCAAAUUUCAUACUAUCUCAAAAUCAUAUUGGUUUAAUGGAAUUAGGUGACCUACUAAUGAAUCUAUAUUGUUCAGGUUUUAAUUCUGAUCAAGAUAAAAAUAAUGACCUUUGGUCAAUUAAAGAUUCUUUAUCAAUUUUAUCAGAAAAAUGUUAUUCUUCAAUUUCAUAUUGGGGUUUAAUUAAUUUAAAUUCAACUUUAUUAAAUUUUAAUCAAAAUUACAAUAAUAAUAAUUUUAAUAAUAAUAAUAAUAAUAAUAAUAAUAAUAAUAAUAAUAAUAAUAAUAAUAAUAAUAAUAAUAAUAAUAGUAGUAGUGGUGGUGGUAAUAUUACAAAUUCAAUGUCAUCAACAUCAUUAUAUUCAUCAUUAUUAUCAAUCGAUGUUGCAUCAAGAAAAUUUCAAAUUUCAAAUAGUGUUAGAUGUUUAGCUUUUUUAAAAUUAGGUAAUUUAAUUUUACAAAUUUCUCAACAAAAGAAAUCAAUUCAAUUAUUUGAAGAAUCUGGUAAAUAUUUUAGAGAAGCUUUUAAUUUAGUUUUAUCAACUUAUAAUAAUAAUAAUAAUCAAUUAAAUAAUAAUAAUAAUAAUAAUAAAAAUAAUAAUAAUAAUAAUAAUAAUAAUAAUAAUAAUAAUAAUAAUAAUAAUAAUAAUAAUAAUAAUAAUAAUAAUAAUAAUAAUAAUAAUAAUAAUAAUAAUAAUAGUAGUAGUAAUAAUAAUAAUAAUGAUAAUGAUAAUGAUGAUAAUACAAACGAUAAUAAUAAAGAAUAUUUUGGUGAAAAUGAAAAAGUAGAAGAUGAAAUUAAUGAAAAUAAUGAAAAAGAAAUUGAUGAUGAAGAUAAAAUUAAUUUACAAAGAAAAUUACCAAAUAUUCCAACAGAUAUUUUAUAUAAAUCAAAUAUUCAUAUUGCAAUUUGGUCAUUAUUAUUUUUAGAUUUUAAUAAUCAAAUAAUGACAACGACAAAUUCAAUAGAAUUUCCAAAGAUUAAAACAAAUUUAUCAAAAAUUUCAAAUAAAAUUAUAAAUGUUGGUAAUAAUGAUAUUAUGGAUUUUGAAUUUAUAGAAUUUUUAUCAAGAUAUUUAAUAAAGAGUGAAUCUAUUUCAAUGAUAAAAUCAAUAGUAUUAAGAAAAUAUCAAUUUAAUAGUUUUGGUUAUAAUUCAAUAUUACCAUCACCAAUUGCUUUAGUUAAAAGUUUAACUUCAUUUAUAAAUUUAACAAAAUUUGAUAUUUCAUAUUCAUUUUCAAAAUCAAUUGAUAAUAGUAAUAAUAAUAGUAGUAAUAAUAAUAAUAAUAAUUUAAAUAAUAAUAAUAAUAAUAAUAAUAAUAAUUAUUAUUAUAAUAAUUCAAUUAAUGAAGAUAUAUUUUGUAAUAUAGUGUCACAAUUAAAAAGAUUAAAAAGUGUAAAUAUUUCAAAUACAAAUAUUCAAAUUAAAGGUAUAAUUUGUUUAUUUACAAAUUGUAAAGAAUUAUUAAGAUUAAAAGCAAGACGUUGUAGAAUUUUUGCAAAUGAAUUUGAACAUCUAUUAAUUCUACCAUUCCUUAAACAAAAGAUAUUAUUUACAAAUUUUCUUUGUUUGAAUUUAUCAUGUACUGAAAUUACAACCAUCCAAUCCAUUUCAAAAAUAUUUCCAAAUUUAAAACAUUUAAAACUUUCACAUUGUCAAAGAAUUCAUAGCUAUGAAUUACAAUUAUUUACUGAUAAUUUAGGUUAUUUUUAUAAUUCAAAUAAUGGUAGAAAUUUAAUUAAUAAUAAUAAUAAUAAUAAUAAUAAUAAUAAUAAUAAUAAUUCAAAUAAUAAUGUUAUAGUACCAAUUAAUGGUAAAUUAGAAAAGAUUAAAUUAUCAGGAUGCACAGAUUUAAAUGAUGAAUCAAUUGGUAAAUUAUUAAAGAAAACUAUAAUGACAUUGAAAUCAUUUACAUUGUGUACUAGUAAGAUAUCACAUUCACCAUUAAUAAAUUAUUUGAAAUUAAUAGAGAAUCAAAAACAUCAACAACAAUUAGGUUUACCAUCAAGAGUUAUCAUUGAACAUUUAGAUUUAUCAAAUUGUAAAAUUAAAUUAAUAUCAAGUUCAUCACAAUCAAUUUUAAAACCAUUUCAAUUAGAUCAACCAAUACCAUUAUCAGUUUUCUCUUCAAGUAUAAAAUAUUUAAAUUUAUCUCAUACUGGUUUACCAAAAGAAAAUGUACCAAUUUUAUUAAGUUAUUGUUUAAAUUUAGAAAUUUUAUUAUUUAAUUAUAAUGAACAAGAAUUUAAUAUAAUUAGUAGUGGUGGUGGUGGUGGUAGUAGUAGUUUAUCAAAUAGUGGUGGUAUAAUUAAUAAUAAUAAUUCAAAUAAUAAUAAUUUUAAAAUUUUAUUAAAUUCAUUAAAAUUAAUUAGAAUUGAAUUAAAUGGUUCAACAUUUUCAAGUUUAUUUUUUAAAGAAAUUAUAUCAAAAUCAAGUUUAACUUUAAAACAUAUUGGAGUUAGUGGUUGUGCAGGUAUUGAUUUUAGUUUCUUUGAAACUUUAUGUAAUAAAACAAAGAUUACUACAAGAUUAGAAUCAUUGGAUAUCUCUUAUUGUAAAUUAAUUAAUGAUGUUACAACCGAACUAUUUAUACCAAAUUGUAAAAUGUUAAAAUCUUUACAAUUAUCAGGUUGUAAUUUAAUUACAGAUACAACAGUACAUUGUAUAGCAAUGAAUUUACAUCAUUUGGUUCAUUUAUCAUUAGAUAAAUGUCAAUUAAUUCAUUCACUAAUUUCAAUUAAUUCAAUAAGUUGUCCAAAUUUAAAAUUUGUAGAUUUAUCUUUUUCAGAGAAUAUUUCUGAUCAAUCUUGUCAAAUCAUUUUAGAAUUGGUUCAUUUGAAAGCUUUGAACCUAUAUGGUUGUAAAAAAGUUACUGAUGAAACUUUAAGAAAAUGUAAUAAUUCUCAAUCAUUACGUUUCUUAACUUUAGGUUUAAAUAAAACUUCAAAUACUGCAAUUGAGAAAUUAAAAUUUGAAAAUCAAUCUUUAAAUAUAAUUUUAUCUGCUGGUAUUUCUUCAUCAUCUUUAUCAUCUUUUAAUUCUUCUUCUUCAUCUUCAUUUUUAUCACCAUUAAAAUUAUCAAAUUCAAAUUCUGAUUUUACAAAUAAUAAUAAUAAUAAUAAUUAUAAUAGUUUAUUACAUUCACAAAAUGUACCACCGCCACCAUUACCAUUAUCAUCAUUAACUUCAUCUUCAUCAUCUUCAUCAUCUUUUUCUUCAUCAUCAUUACCAAGUACACCAAUACCAAUAGUUCAAACAAUUGUACCAACAAUUGUACCAAUAACAAUAACAACACCGACAGCAACUAAAAUUUCACCAAAUACAACAAUCAUUCAACAACAACCAAUUCAACAACAACCAAUUCAACAACAAAAAGAAGAAAAAGAAAUUAUAAUACCAAUAACAACUAUGAAAUCUUUAAUGACAGAUUUAAAGAAUUUAACAAAAGAUCCAAUACAAUUUGCAAAUGCACAACCAUUAGAUAAUGAUUUAUUAACAUGGCAUGCAAAUAUUGUUGCACCAGAUGGAUCACCUUAUGAGGGUGCAGUAUUUCAUAUUGAAUUAAAGUUUCCUCCAAAUUAUCCUGCAGCUGGACCAAGUGGUGUUUCAUUGACUCCAUUACCACAUCCACAUAUUCAUGAUGGUGGUAGAAUUUGUUUGGAUAUCUUAAGUGAUUUUCAAACUUAUUUUCAAGGUCAACAAGGUUUAUCAAGUACAGGUUGGUCAUCAGCUUAUACCGUUCAUACGAUUCUAUUACAAAUGCAAACAUUUUUAGUAUCAUUAGAAAGUGAUGAAGAUUAUCCAAUUCAAGAAUAUCUUCAAAAAAUUCCAAAUGCAAUUCAAUUUUCAAAAUAUUUUAAAUGUUCAACUUGUGGUCAUACUUCAUUUGAUCCAUUUCCAACUAUUAAAGGUUAUAUACCACCAGAAUUAACUGAACAAGAUAUUAUAAAUUUCAAUAACCAAAACAAUAAUAAUAAUAAUAAUAAUCAAAAUUUUCCAUUAUCACCAUCACCAUCAACAGUUUCAAUUUCACAUUAUCAACAUCAUAAUGAUCAUCAUAAUCAUCAAGAACAACAACAACAACAACAAGAAAUUGUUCAAGAUAAAUCAUUAAUAAAUACAACAAUAACAACAACAACUACAACAACAACUAAUACAAAUUCAAAUUUAUUAUCAUCAUCAUCAUCAUCACCACCAACAAUAAUAAUUAAUAAUAAUGAAUAUAAUGAAAAAUUAAAAGAGGAAAUUGAAAAAGAUUAUAUUAAAUCAAUUAAACAAGAAUUAUUUUGUUUUCAUACAAGAGUAUCAUAUGAAGAGGAUACAUUAGGUAUUGGUAUAUCAAUUGUUGAUAAGAAAGGUAAAAUCGAUGAAAUUAAAUGUUCAUUCGAUUUAUUAUCAUUGACAGCAUUUAAUCAAGGUGUUAGAAAUUCAAUUCUAAAGGAACAAUUCACUCAUUGGUUACCAUUGUAUUUGAAUCAACAACAUGGUGAAACCGCUUGGAAAUGUUUAGAGUCUGCAAUCGUAGAUAUAUUACAUAGUAAGAAAUUCUCACCAGAUUUAGCUUCACAAUUCCUUUGCAUCGCUAUGAAUUCAAUUUGUGUUCAAAUGAUGAAGGGUGCAGUUCAUGCUUCCAUUAGACUACUAGAAGGUUAUUGCUCAUUUCAUCAAUUGUUUGUUCAAUUGGUUAAACGUUAUCCUGAUCUAUUGGCUGAAAUUAAUAAGAAAAUCUAUAAUUUCAUCUAUAUACCAGAACAUAGAACUAAAAAAUUAACAAGUGCAUUGGGUGAAUUCUUACCGCUAUUAACAGUUUCAGAUUACUCUUGGGAAGAUGUUUCAAGGGUUUAUAUCGAUGAAAAUUUCGAUAGAAAUGUAUUUUGGGUUUUACGUCGUCAUCCUGAAUUUGGAAUAACUGAACCAAAUCCAAUCAUAGAUAGUAAUAGACCAAGUUGUACUUUUGAUGUCACUCAAGUCUCAAUUCGUUUGUUAAUGUUUCAUGUUUAUUUCUUAAAGAAUGUCGCUAGACCCAAUGGUGCAAGCUUAGAAACUAUUUCACAAUCUUAUGAUAGAUUAAUGGGUAGACCUCCAACUCAUGUUCGUGAUAAUCUUCAAAAAGAAGUUAAAGAAAUUAUGAGAAUUACAACUUGGUCUCAAUUCUUUAAUAAAAUUGGUAUACCACCACCUGAUGAAAUUGGUCUAAUUGAAUGGUUACGUAAAUCUGUUGUAAAUAGUUUUGAAAAAAAGUAUCAUUUUAAAAUUCAAAAAUCAAAAUUAAUGGAAACUUAUGAAUUACAACAACAGCAACAACUACAACAACAACAACAACAGCAACAAGAACAAUUAAAGUAUCCUCAACAACAAACUCAACUUCAACAAUUAUCAUUACAACUUCAAAAACAACAACAACAACAACUUCAACAACAGCAAUAUCAUCAAAAUACAUUUAGUACAACAAUUGUUCAUAAUCAAUUUGAACCUUUAUCAAAUUCAACUUCCUCAACUCCAAAUCGUUCACCAACUUUAGAUAAAAAUAAUAAAAGAAAUAGAAAUAAUAAUAAUGAUAAUAAAAAUAAUAAUGAAGAUGAUGAAGAUGAAAUUGAUUUUACAGGAUUUAAUUUAUUAUUAUCACCAGAAUCACACCUCACUUCACCAAUUUUACAAUCACCCUCUUCACCUUUCCCUUCAAGAUUAGUUUGGAGUUAUAAUUCUCAAUUACCAAAGAUUGAUUCUAUGUCACUUAAUGAAAAUGAUCAAUCUUUAUUCCCACCUUUACCUUCUAAACCAAUUAAUAAUAAAAGAGUUAUAACAACAUCACUUCCACAACCACCUUCAACAAAUUAUAAUAAUAUUAAUAAUAAUAAUAAUAAUAAUAAUAAUAAUAAUAAUAAUAAUAAUAAUAAUAAUAAUAAUAAUAAUAAUAAAGCACCAUAUGGAAACAAUAAUAAUAAUAACUAUAAUAAUAAUAAAGCACCAUAUGGAAAUAAUAAUAAUAAUAAUUAUAAUAAUAGAGUAAGAGUUUGUAAUUUCUUUUUAAAUGAUAAAUGGUGUCGUUAUGGUGCAAAUUGUAAAAUGUCUCAUGAUGAAGGUGAAAAAGAGAGAAUCUUAAAAAAAAAUAAUAAAAAACAAUAA